UCAUGAAUUUUGUGUUAUUUAUUUAAUGAUAUACAUAUAUUAUUUAGAACAAAGUCUUGUGGUAAGAGAAGCAGUUGUAGACCAAAAAAAGAAUAUUCUAUUUAGUAACUUUUUAACAAAUUUCGAAGAGUUGCACGGUAAUAUAAAUUAAAAAGGAAUUAUCUGAUUCGCUGAAUGUAGAGAGAACAUAAUUUAAAAUAAAGGGGCAGAACAAAACUAAAGGGAAAAAAAGGGGGAAAAGAGAAAUAGAAGAAUGAUAUAGAAAGAAAAGAAAAACACAAAAAAAGUCCCCUAAAAAACACCAAAAAAGGAAGAAUAAAAUAAAAAUAUAAGAUUGUGAUAAUUACACAAGACCAAUGAUGACUGAUAUAAGAUUGAAUAAAAAUUAGUAUGGCGUGUAAAAAAAAAAAAAAUUAGUAUGGAAAUUUUUGACAGAAGAUACGUAAGUAAAAAAAUCUUAGAAUUUUGUAAACUAAAAAUAAUAAUGAAACAAUACCAUUUUUAUAUUUGAGAUUCUUGAAUAAAAAUACUUUUAAAAUCUCAGAAUGCUUAUCUUGAUCUGAUAAUUACAAAAGAUUAACGAUUACGGAUUAGAUUACUGAUAUAGAUUGACUAAAAUAAAUCUUUUUCAGAAAAUAAAAUUAGAAAAAUCUGAGUAUUUUCCAUAUAGUAAAAUUAUAGUCCUACAAUAAGAAAACAUACUUUAUAACACAAUAAACGAGAUAUAAAUUUUCCACAAAAUUUCAAUAAAAUCCCCAAAACCUAUUCCACCACCGUUGGCUAUUCAUCGUAGCCCCUUGACCCAUAUACCCCAACACCCCCUCUCUCCGAACUCCCAUGGCCGCCGCCGCUACCGCUGCUACUGCCGCCGCCGCCACGCCGUCCUUCUCCGCCUGCCCAACCUCCUCCGCCACCCGUCUCUCGUCAUGCUCCACUCCGCUACUCCUCAAAACCACCCAAAAACCUCUCCACAUCACCCACUCCAAGAAUCCAAUCGCAGAUGUAAUCUCAACCUACAAAAAUUCUACGAGUUCAGAAAACGUACCGUUUCUCGACGAAGACGACGACGACGAUAAGCCGCGGGAGGAGUGCGGCGUGGUUGGAAUCUACGGCGACCCGGAGGCCUCCCGCCUCGCUUACUUGGCCCUGCACGCGCUCCAGCACCGCGGCCAGGAGGGCGCCGGAAUCGUGGCUGUGAGCGACGGCGUUCUCCAGUCUGUUACCGGCGUCGGGCUGGUCUCUGAGGUCUUCAACCAAUCGAAACUCGACAAACUGCCUGGCGAUAUCGCGAUAGGCCACGUCAGAUACUCCACCGCCGGCUCCUCCAUGCUGAAGAACGUCCAGCCGUUCGUCGCAGGCUACAGAUACGGCUCCGUCGGGGUGGCGCACAACGGCAAUUUGGUGAAUUACCAAUCCCUGCGGGCGGAGCUGGAGGAACACGGCUCGAUUUUCAACACGAGCUCGGAUACGGAGGCUGUUCUGCACCUGAUUGCGAUUUCCAAGGCGAGGCCGUUUUUCCUGCGGAUUGUGGAGGCCUGCGAGAAACUGGAGGGGGCUUACUCCAUGGUGUUCCUAACGGAGGACAAACUGGUGGCGGUGCGCGACCCGUACGGCUUCCGGCCGCUGGUCAUGGGGCGCCGAAGCAACGGCGCGGUCGUUUUCGCCUCCGAGACCUGCGCGCUCGACCUAAUCGACGCAACUUACGAGAGAGAGGUCUUCCCCGGCGAGGUCCUCGUCGUGGAUAAGGACGGCGUGCGCUCGCUCUGCCUGAUGCCACAUCCGCAGCCGAAAUCGUGCAUCUUCGAGCACAUCUACUUCGCGCUCCCCAAUUCCAUCGUGUUCGGCCGAUCCGUGUACGAAUCGCGCCGCGUGUUCGGGGAGAUACUCGCCGCGGAGGCGCCGGUCGAUUGCGACGUAGUGAUCGCGGUGCCGGACUCCGGCGUCGUGGCGGCGCUCGGCUACGCGGAGAAGGCCGGGGUUCCGUUCCAGCAGGGGCUGAUCCGGUCGCACUACGUCGGCCGCACGUUCAUCGAGCCGUCGCAGAAAAUUAGGGAUUUCGGCGUGAAAUUGAAGCUCUCGCCAGUACGAGCGGUGCUGGAGGGGAAGCGCGUGGUGGUGGUGGACGAUUCGAUCGUGAGAGGCACCACAUCGUCCAAAAUCGUGCGGCUGCUGAAGGAGGCCGGGGCGAAGGAGGUGCACAUGCGGAUCGCCAGCCCUCCGAUAAUCGCGUCGUGCUAUUACGGCGUGGACACGCCGAGCUCCGAGGAGCUGAUCUCGAAUAGGAUGAGCGUGGAGGAGAUCAGGCAGUUUAUCGGAUCGGAUACGCUGGAGUUUCUUCCGAUAGAGAAGUUGCAGAAGCUGCUGGGCGGCGAUGCGUCGUCGUACUGCUACGCGUGCUUCUCGGGCGAUUAUCCUGUGCAGCCGACGGGGCAGGUGAAGAGAGUUGGGGAUUUCGUUGAUGAUGGAUUGAGCGGGAGCGUGGAUGGUGGUUGGAUAAAGGACACUAGAAAGGGGGCCAGAGUGGAUGUGGCCAAAUUGGAGUGGAAGAAGGAGAUCUUCACUUCCUAGUUUGCCUUUCAUUCAUCGUUUUACAUUUGGACAUACAAAAAUAUGGAUUACAAAUCAUAGUCCUUCCUCCAAUUCAUACUCAUUUACUGUUUUUUCUUUUUUUCUUUUUUGAAUACAUUUUUUUGGCUUUGCUAAAUUAUUCAUAAUUCCUGGUAAAUUUGGCGUACCUAAUUUGAUUUUGUUUUGUCA
Salvia miltiorrhiza (redroot sage) is the source of this 2757-nucleotide messenger RNA. Its product is annotated as amidophosphoribosyltransferase, chloroplastic-like. The record is from RefSeq and is a predicted model, not a curated record. The transcript has a single exon. NCBI's taxonomy places the organism in Eukaryota, Viridiplantae, Streptophyta, Magnoliopsida, Lamiales, Lamiaceae. The coding region runs from base 838 to 2568 and encodes 576 amino acids. Gene Ontology annotation, molecular function: amidophosphoribosyltransferase activity. Gene Ontology annotation, cellular component: cytoplasm. Gene Ontology annotation, biological process: purine nucleotide biosynthetic process; purine nucleobase biosynthetic process.